Molecule: messenger RNA, 1277 nt
Organism: Ceratitis capitata (Mediterranean fruit fly)
Lineage: Eukaryota; Metazoa; Arthropoda; Insecta; Diptera; Tephritidae
Exons: 2
Coding region: 131-745 (204 amino acids)
Molecular function (GO): nucleic acid binding
Source: RefSeq, a predicted model, not a curated record
GACAAUCUUACCGUAUGGUUUCCAAUUUUUUCGACUUCUAGUCAAAUUCUCUCACCUGAUUUCAUUACAUGGCUUUAAAUCAGCUCAUACUGAGGCUCAUGAGGUCAGGAAAAGGCAACGAGAACAAUUAAUGGCUGCGCUUCCACCGGAAAGGACGGAGUUAUCCAGACCGUUUACUAAUACUGGCGUGGAUUUCACGGGCCCGUUUGACAUUAAAAACUACACAGGCCGAGCAUGUCUAAUAACGAAAGGAUACGUCUGCGUAUUUGUGUGUUUCGCUACAAAGGCGAUUCAUCCGGAGGCGACGAGCGACUUAUCGACGUCCACUUUUCUGGCUGCGUUCGCGAGAUUUGUAGCAAGACGUGGUUGUCCGCUUCAUGAGGAAACCAACUGGCACUUCAUACCUCCAGGGGCUCCUCACGUGGGAGGAUUAUGGGAGGCAGGAGUGAAGAGCUUCAAAACGCACUUUCGAAGAGUAGCAAAUGCAAUGCGCUUUACAAUGGAGGAAUUCUCGACGUUACUGGCCAAAAUCGAAGCCUGUCUCAACUCUCGUCCAAUUAGUCCACUCUCCGAUAAUCCUGAGUCAAUUGAACCUCUAACCCAUUUUCUAAUUGGAAGUCCGCUGCUUGCGAUCGCUGAGCCCGAAAUCAGCGGAAACCCGAUGACAAUCAUCAACGGAUGGCAGAAACUAAAGUGGCAGAGGGUAAAGUGGCAGUUUCCUCACCGAAGGUUGACGAUUUCGUAGUUGUCAAAGAGGAUAAUCUACCCCCGAACGAGUGGCGACUUGGUAGAGUGGUUAGGGUUUUCUUAGGUCACGAUAACAGAGUUAGAGUGGUAGAUCUACUUACUGUCAGAAGAGGCACCCCAAGCUUUGCCAGAUAACUCCAGCGAUGAUGAGGUUCUGGAGAUCGACGCCAGUGACGAUGAAGUGCUGGAACAACCUCCCAAUGAACGGGCCAGCACACCAAACCCCCCGUUACUCAGACCGCCUCUGUCGAGUGUACGGUCCGUGGUUCAGCGGCCACACCCACCAGCGGAAGAUAGAAGUGUCUCAUCAAGCAGGCGUAAUAACAAACCACAAAGGCGGCCUCAGGCGGUGAGAGACGCCCGCGAGCGAAUCAAAGGAUCCGCUCGGAGUGCAUUGGGCGUGUCUGUCCUCACGCCAACUGUGCUGGUGAGAGUGGUGGCAAGCGGCAGAGGACACCCGGUCCGUGCCCUGAUCGACCCAGGGCAAUCGAGAUCGUCAAUAUCAAGAGCUCUGGCGAGACGACUACAAC